UGAGGUAAUUUCAAUAAUAGUCAAAUGCCAUAGAUAUAUGUGCUGAUGGCAUUCGACAGAAAAUGAAAAUAAAAACUUGUUGACAAUUCAUUGUCUAUUUGACAGAUCAAUUCCAUUUAAAUGCAAGUUUACUGUUCCAUUAUUCCAUCUAAUUCCAUGAACUUCUCUCAUUAUAUCCUCAUUUUCCAACUCAAGAAAAUGUUUUCAUUUGUAGUUUUUCAUGAAAGUUUCCUUUGAUUUUUGCCCCCAAAAUAUUCAAUAAGCAAAAAAAGAAGAAGAAAGAAAACCAUAAUUUGAAAGAGAGAAAAAAAAAAGGUCAAUGGAGAAAUCUUUGGGAUCUGCAUUUGUGGCUGUUUUUGCAGUUUCUGGAAGUGUUGUCCUUCUUGCAAUUAGAGUGCAUAAACACCUUCUUUCUGAUUUCAUGAACAAGCUCCAGGAACUUGAAAUAGAUAAAGGUCAAGCAAAGAAGAAGGUUAUCUUCUCCAAUAAAGUUGUGGAAUUGGGCUCUGAAAAUAAUAAAAAUGAAGGUGAUGAUUAUAUUUCAAGGAAGCAUAGGAUUAAUUAUGGAGAAUCAUCUGAUGAUGAGAGCUUGGAAUCCAUGCCUUUGAAUUGGCAAGCUCUUUACAAAGGUAUCCUCCUUAAUAAGACCCUUAGAGGUUAUAAUUAACUAAUAUUUAUUUACUAUCCCCUUUCAAUUUUGUACAAUAAUUAUUAUAUUCUUGAUGAUCGAUGAUGGUGACUUUGUAGUUAUAUUUGCAAAAAAAGAAAUGAUAGGUUACUGCUUUUAGUAAAAUUUCAUUUUUAUUUGUAUGACAUAUUGACUGAAUAAAGAUUUGGGGAUCAAAGGAGAUUUUUUUCUAUUA
This is a messenger RNA of Nicotiana attenuata, 863 nucleotides long. RefSeq lists its product as uncharacterized. The record is from RefSeq and is a predicted model, not a curated record. Bases 320 to 667 code for a protein of 115 amino acids. NCBI's taxonomy places the organism in Eukaryota, Viridiplantae, Streptophyta, Magnoliopsida, Solanales, Solanaceae. The transcript has 2 exons.